AUGGCUCCUGUAGAUGGCAUUGUUAAUGAUUCAGUGGAGAUGCCGUUCAUUAUUUCGGAUGGGAUCGGAAGCACAGCUACAGACAAGCGGAAGCUGAUCAGAAGAUAUGUCAUGCUUGGGAAGAAUCGAGGCAAGACUCGGAAAGUGAAGCGAGAGGUCUACCAGCCUUCUCAAAGUGACUUAGGCUACAAUGGCGAAGAUGCGUCGACCGGAUUAUCGAUCAACAUGCGUUAUUCACAUAUCCCCCAAAAGGUGGGAUCAGACUUAUCUUUCACACAGUUUGCAGAUUCUGUGGAGCCAUCAUUGAUCAAGGACAUCUUGAAAUGUAAUUGUCACCCCCCUAUUUGCCUUACACCGGCCGAAACGCGCACUGCUAAUACUCACUUCUAUCGCUCAAAAUCAGUCUCCUUUAUUGCUAAAAAAGUUAUUUAUCCUUUGGAAAAAUGCAUCAAUUUCGAUAAAAAAGACAACUAUGAUAGAAUGUGGUUCGAGCUCAUGACGCAAGACGCCGCAUAUCUUCAUACCGUUCUUUUCGCAUCUCAGACUUACUUCAUGCAUACGUCUGACGAGAAAAGCCCCGGGGCUGCUAAAAUUAUCAUCAUGCAUCAUUCUCGAGCACUUCAACUCCUCCGUGAGAGGUUAGCGGCCAAACAUGAAGAGGCCAAGAUAUCAGAUCCCACAAUCCUUGUUGUUUUGGCCCUUGCUGGUCAUGCCCACAUGAUUAAUGACUAUGAAACCGCAAAUAAGCAUAUUGAUGGCCUCCGAAGAAUUGUUCAUCUUCGAGGUGGUUUGUCCACUUUCAGUUACCACCCGAAACUCUCCAUAGAGCUCUUGAAGUACGCGACGCGGCAGGACCCCAAAGUGAAGUUCCAACUCAUUUGCUAA
This is a messenger RNA of Trichoderma aggressivum f. europaeum, 885 nucleotides long. RefSeq lists its product as uncharacterized. The record is from RefSeq and is a predicted model, not a curated record. NCBI's taxonomy places the organism in Eukaryota, Fungi, Ascomycota, Sordariomycetes, Hypocreales, Hypocreaceae. The transcript has 2 exons. The coding region runs from base 1 to 885 and encodes 294 amino acids.